GAUAGACAUAUUCUUUUCGAUGCAGAGAGUACUACGCCUGACACUACAACGCACACGAUUAAUGGCUAGCUUUGGACAAGUAAUCAAUCCGAUGACGGGUGAGAACACAUGGCAAGAACGCGACGAGAAUUAUGAUUACCAUCAGGAAGUGGCCAAUGCUGGCUUUGGCGACAUGCUGCACGAUUGGGAACGCAAUCAAAAAUAUGAUGCGGCGCUGCGCAAAACAAUCGCUGCGAUGCGAGAGGCGGGCAGAGAAGUUCACGUAUUAGAUAUUGGCACCGGCACCGGCAUACUUGCAAUGAUGGCGCUUCGCGCUGGCGCCGACACUGUUACUGCCUGUGAGGCGUUCAUGCCCAUGGCAAAUUGUGCGCAGCGCAUUCUCAAUGCCAAUGGGUACGGCGAUAGGGUGCGGCUCAUACGCAAACGCUCGACGGACAUCGAAAUGGGCGUGGAUAUGCCACAUAGGGCCAAUUUGCUGGUGGCCGAGCUGUUGGAUACGGAACUGAUAGGCGAAGGUGCCAUUGGCAUUUACAAUCAUGCACACAACGAGUUACUCACCGCCGAUGCCCUGUGCAUUCCAGCCCGGGCCACCUGCUAUGCCCAGGCGGCACAAUCUGCGCUCGCGACGCAAUGGAACAGCCUAAAGAUGCUGGCCAGUCUGGAUGGUGACAUAUUACUGAAACCGCCGGCUCAACUGUUGCAGUGCAGCGGCGAGGCGGCGCUCCACGAUGUCCAGCUGUCACAGCUGCCAAUCGAUUCCUUCCAUGUGCUCACAGCACCAACGCCAAUCUUUCAAUUUGACUUCCAGCGCAAGCAGGCACGUGAACAGCAGCGAGAGAACAUCCUGAGACUGCAGAUUGUCCGACCGGGCAGCGUGGAGUUAAUCUUCUACUGGUGGCAAAUCGAACUGGACGAUAGGGGUGAGCAACUGCUCAGUUGUGCACCCUACUGGGCGCAUCCGGAGCUGGCGCAGCUGCAGCGGUCAAACUCGAGCAAACCGUUGGCGAAUGUGGUGCCGUGGCGUGAUCAUUGGAUGCAGGCCAUCUACUACAUACCUAAGCCACUGCAGCUGCACACUGCCGGCGAACAGUUCUAUCUGCGAUGUUAUCACGACGAGUACUCGCUGUGGUUCGAUGCGCACCAAACAGAGCCACCAUCACAGCCGGCACGGCGUCACUGCUGCACCUGUGAUCUGCACAUGACCUACACUCGCAAUCGGAUCGGUCAGCUCAAUCAGGGCACGCGGAAUAAGCGCUACCUGCGCUACCUGGAGCAGGCGGUGCAUGCGAAAGAAUCCGCACAUUUAUUGGUGUUGGGCGAUGGCUGCCUGCUCGGGCUUGCCAGCUCGGCUCUUGGCGCCGGCAGUGUUCGCUGCUUGGAGCCGCAUCGUUUCUCGCGCCGCCUGCUCGGUGCGAUAGCCAAGCACAAUCAGCUGAAGAACGUUUCGUUUGUGGAGAGCGUGCAGCAAUUGCAGCCGAUUGAAUUAGCAGCAAUUACACACAUAUUUGCGGAGCCGUAUUUCCUGAAUUCCAUUUUGCCCUGGGAUAACUUUUACUUUGGCACAUUGCUGUUGCAGCUGCUGGAGCAGAUACCAGCGUUAUCUGUUCAAAUCUCGCCAUGUGCUGCACGCAUUUAUGCACUACCUGUGGAGUUUCUGGAUCUGCACAAGAUACGCACCCCCAUUGGCAGUUGCGAGGGCUUCGAUCUGAGACUCUUCGAUGAUAUGGUACAGCGAUCAGCGGAACAGGCUGUAGCCCUGGUGGAGGCACAGCCACUCUGGGAGUAUCCUUGCCGUGCCCUUGCACAGCCACAGCAGCUGCUCAACGUCAACUUCGACAACUUCGGAGAGGAUAAACACAGUCAUGGCUGCCUUCAACUAACAGCAUCUGGCGAUUGCAAUGGCGUAGCAUUGUGGGUGGAUUGGCAGCUGGCGGCCGAUGAGAGUCCCAGAUCGAUUGUGAGCAGCGGACCCUCGGAGACCGUUGUGCCCGGCCAGCUUGUGAAGUGGGACAUGUUUGUGCGGCAGGGUGUGCACUUCAUCAGCCAGCCAACCAAGGACAGACGGCAGACAGACGCUGGCAAAAGGCAAUUGGAUUGGAGCAUCAACUUCAAACCGCGAUUGGGCGAGUUGAAUUUCAAUUUUUCGCUGCGUUCGAGCAGCGAGAAAAGCGAAUAAACAAAACAAAGUACAAAUUUUCAAA
Drosophila grimshawi is the source of this 2201-nucleotide messenger RNA. It is a transcript of the gene Art7, whose product is annotated as protein arginine N-methyltransferase 7. Gene Ontology annotation, biological process: peptidyl-arginine methylation. The coding region runs from base 20 to 2176 and encodes 718 amino acids. NCBI's taxonomy places the organism in Eukaryota, Metazoa, Arthropoda, Insecta, Diptera, Drosophilidae. The transcript is spliced from 3 exons. The record is from RefSeq and is a predicted model, not a curated record. Gene Ontology annotation, molecular function: protein-arginine omega-N monomethyltransferase activity.